Messenger RNA from Ochotona princeps (American pika), 4148 nucleotides. RefSeq names its product WW domain containing E3 ubiquitin protein ligase 1 (gene WWP1). Gene Ontology annotation, molecular function: protein binding; ubiquitin protein ligase activity. Lineage: Eukaryota; Metazoa; Chordata; Mammalia; Lagomorpha; Ochotonidae. The coding region runs from base 142 to 2904 and encodes 920 amino acids. The transcript is spliced from 24 exons. The record is from RefSeq and is a predicted model, not a curated record. Gene Ontology annotation, biological process: ubiquitin-dependent protein catabolic process.
ACAUUAAACUGUAUUUUAUUUUUACAGGGUUAUCUCAUCAGACUAUGAGCUCCUUGAAAGAAGGAAUCGUGUCUUACUUAUCUUUGUAUGCCCUGAGUCUGCCACAGUUCCUGAUACACAGUUUAUGCUGAAUUUUGGAACAUGGCCACUGCUUCCCCAAGGUCUGAUAGUACUAGUCACCACAGUGGAAGGUUGCAGUUACAGGUAACUGUUUCUAGUGCCAAACUAAAAAGAAAAAAGAACUGGUUUGGAACAGCAAUAUAUACAGAAGUAGUUGUAGAUGGAGAAAGUAAGAGAACAGCAAAAUCCAGCAGUUCUUCUAAUCCUAAAUGGGAUGAACAGCUAAAUGUAAAUGUGACCCCACAAACUACAUUGGAAUUUCGGGUUUGGAGUCAUCACACUUUAAAGGCAGAUGCUUUAUUAGGAAGAGCAACGGUAGAUUUGAAACAGGCUCUGUUAAUACACAAUAGAAAAUUGGAAAGAGUGAAAGAACAAUUAAAACUUUCCUUGGAAAACAAGAAUGGCGUAGUGCAAACUGGUGAAUUGACAAUUGUGCUUGAUGGAUUGGUGAUUGAGCAGGAAAACCUAGCAAACUGCAGCUCAUCUCCAACUUUAGAAAUACGGCAAAAUGGUGAUGCCUUACAUGAAAAUGCAGAGUCUUCCGAAAGGACAACUGUCAGGUUGGCUGCUGAAGGUACUCCUGGAAUGGCUAAUCACGUACCUGCAGAUGCUGCAGUCCAGGAGCCUUGCUGUUCAUGUGUGGUUAAUGGAGACAACACACCUUCACCUCCAUCUCAGGUUUCUGCCAGACCCAAAAAUACACCAGCUCCAAAACCACUCAUGCCUGAGCAUGCCAGUGACGCUGUGAAUGGAGAGCCCUCCUCAUCCCCGGCAGCGGAUCCUGCUCCCGCCGGGGCUGCUCCUGGGGCCGCCGAGGAAGCCGCCUUACCUGCAGACUGCAUGGGCACGGCUGUCCAAGAUCCUCCUGCGCAAGAGUCACGGCCUUCCUCGGAGAACAGUGACUGUGUGGCCUCUGUCGGCGCACAGCCGGGGUCUGAAGCCAGAAGCACGGGGGAGCCUGACCAUCCUGACGCUGCAAGUAGCUCUGCUUUCGACAAAUCAAGGCAGCCAGAGGGCUGCACGGAGUCUGUUCGGCAACAGUCUGCAAAUGCCAGCGCAGAAACUUUGCCAUCUGGGUGGGAACAGAGGAAAGAUCCUCAUGGGAGAACCUAUUAUGUGGAUCAUAACACUCGAACUACCACGUGGGAGAGACCACAACCUUUACCUCCAGGUUGGGAAAGAAGAGUUGAUGACCGUGGGAGAGUUUAUUACGUGGAUCACAACACCAGGACAACCACGUGGCAGCGGCCGACCAUGGAGUCGGUGCGGAAUUUUGAGCAGUGGCAGUCCCAGCGGAACCAGCUGCAGGGAGCCAUGCAGCAGUUCAACCAGCGAUACCUCUACUCGGCUUCCAUGUUAACUGCAGAAAAUGAUCCAUAUGGACCUUUGCCACCAGGCUGGGAAAAAAGAGUGGAUUCAACAGACAGGGUCUACUUUGUGAACCAUAACACAAAAACAACCCAAUGGGAAGAUCCAAGAACUCAAGGCUUACAGAAUGAAGAACCAUUGCCUGAAGGCUGGGAAAUUAGGUAUACUCGGGAAGGUGUUAGGUACUUUGUUGAUCAUAACACAAGAACGACAACUUUCAAAGAUCCUCGCAAUGGGAAGUCCUCUGUAACUAAAGGCGGUCCACAGAUAGCUUAUGAGCGCAGCUUUCGGUGGAAACUUGCUCACUUCCGUUACUUGUGCCAGUCUAAUGCACUACCUAGUCAUGUUAAGAUCAAUGUGUCCCGGCAGACAUUGUUUGAAGAUUCCUUCCAACAGAUCAUGGCAUUAAAGCCCUAUGACCUGAGAAGGCGAUUGUAUGUCAUAUUUAGAGGAGAAGAAGGACUUGAUUACGGUGGCCUAGCAAGAGAGUGGUUUUUCUUGCUUUCACAUGAAGUUUUGAAUCCAAUGUAUUGCCUGUUUGAGUAUGCGGGCAAGAACAACUACUGCCUGCAGAUAAAUCCAGCAUCAACCAUUAAUCCCGAUCAUCUUUCGUACUUCUGUUUCAUUGGUCGCUUUAUUGCAAUGGCAUUAUUUCAUGGAAAAUUUAUUGAUACUGGUUUUUCUUUACCAUUCUACAAGCGUAUGUUAAGUAAAAAAUUGACUAUUAAGGAUUUGGAAUCUAUUGAUACUGAAUUUUAUAACUCCCUUAUCUGGAUAAGAGACAACAAUAUUGAAGAAUGUGGUUUAGAAAUGUACUUUUCUGUUGACAUGGAAAUUUUGGGAAAAGUUACUUCCCACGACCUCAAGUUGGGAGGCUCCAAUAUUCUGGUGACCGAGGAGAACAAAGAUGAAUACAUUGGUUUAAUGACAGAAUGGCGAUUUUCUCGAGGAGUGCAAGAACAGACCAAAGCCUUCCUGGACGGUUUUGAUGAAGUUGUUCCCCUUCAGUGGCUACAGUACUUUGAUGAAAGGGAACUGGAGGUCAUGUUGUGUGGCAUGCAAGAGGUUGACUUGGCAGACUGGCAGAGAAACACUGUUUAUCGACAUUAUACAAGAAACAGCAAGCAAAUCAUUUGGUUUUGGCAGUUUGUGAAAGAGACAGACAAUGAAGUAAGAAUGCGACUACUGCAGUUUGUCACUGGAACCUGCCGCUUACCUCUGGGAGGAUUUGCUGAGCUCAUGGGAAGUAAUGGGCCUCAAAAAUUUUGCAUUGAAAAAGUGGGCAAAGACACCUGGUUACCAAGAAGCCAUACAUGUUUUAAUCGCCUGGAUCUCCCACCGUAUAAGAGUUAUGAACAACUAAAGGAAAAACUACUUUUUGCAAUCGAAGAAACAGAGGGAUUUGGACAAGAAUGAAUGUGGCUGCUUGGAGGAGCUCUUGCGUUGAAAUGCCCCGACCAAGAAGAAUUGCACAGAUAGUAUAUAUAAGCUGUUCAUUCUGUACAGUUUUCUGAACCUCUCGAACGUAUAAAUGUUUUCCGUUCUUCCACAGAAAUAUGCAAAAUCAUUCAUCUUUUUCUACUUUAUUUAUUGUUCCCUUGAAAUGACUGACCAGGAAAAAGAUCAUCCUUAAAUUUUGAAGCAAGAGACUUUAUUAAAAACUAAGAGGUAUAUAUCUAUAAGCAUAUAUGAUAGUGGCUCUAGUUUUAUAGAGCUCUAAGUGUAUUAAACAUGACAGCUGUUCUUCAAAAAGAUCGGGAUUUGCUUUCCCUUUAUUAUCCAGGGGAAAAAUUGCAAAAUGCUCUAUGCUCAUGAGACAGCUCCCGAGGGCUUUCAGCUGCAUGGCUGUUCAGGAAGGUAUUAAGGGCUUAAGCCAAAUCUUACUUUGAGUAUAUUAAAAAAAAAAAAUGCUGCUGGCUUUUCUGAAGGCAGGUGCUUAAACCUGUCAGUUUGUUUUAAAUAAAUUGUUGAAAAUUUUUCCCUAUUUGCUACAUUAGUAAACAGUGAAAAUGCAAAUGGCAGCCAUACUUACAUAAGUCACAUUAGCUCCAAUACCGUUUCGUUGGUUUGAAGAGAUUAGAAAGAAUUCAUUGAUCAGACUAGAGGUUUGUUUACAUGUUACUUGGGAUGUUAGGUCUUUGUGAAUUUAAAAGAAUCAGGCACUACUUUUUAAAUCUGACGUUCUUCAAAUUCAUAGUAAAUCAAUACAGUUUGAUACAUAGGAACAUAUAAAAGGUAAUUUGAACUUUUGCUGUUUGUAUGAAAAAAUCCCAGUUUUAUACUACCAGAUGGAUUGAAAAGUUACACAAAUUUAAGACUAAGGAUUUUCUAUUAGUGUUUAAAUAUCUUCAUUCCUUUCAAAUUCAUUCAAAUUCUAUGUACGUGAAUUAAAUAAUCAUAUAAAAAUCUUCUGGGUUUUCUUCCCCCUUCAAAAUUAUUUUCAUUCUAAGUAAAUAACACUUCUUGUUUUUCAUUUUAUUGGCACUUGCUGAACUUCAAAGAUGUAUAACAAACUAAAAUCUGAUGUGAAUGAUAUUAAUGCUACUUUCAGCAAAAACUGGGCUUCCUAAUGAAUGCAAAGAUUUCAAUUUCCAUUUGUAUCAUGCUUUCAAUAUGUACUGUAAAUUUCUUAAACUUUUUUUUUAAACCAUGGAACUGAC